UUAUGAAUGUGUAGACAAAAUAUGAUACUUCUAACUAUAAUAAAAUAAUAACAUUUUCUUUAAUGGAAACGAGUUAUUUAACUUUGUCAUAAAAAAAAAUUCGGGCGGGAAAGCAAGUAAUAUGUUUUCAAUACAUUGAGUGUCGUGUGUUUGGAAAAUCAACGUUUCAGAACAAAAUUCUUCUGAUUUUUAUUUGCCGUCGAAGUAAAAUGUGUGUGAAAGUGUACUUAGCACAGCCACACAGAUAAAAAAUCUUUGUUUGAAAUGCAUACUAAAAAGGCGCGCAGGUAUGUUGGUGAUAAUUUGGCGGCAGCGGGCCGGUGGUAGUUGCAAGUCCCCGGUUAGUUGCUAAAAAUGUCAUCUAACCCGGCUAGGUGUGACCCGUGGGGGUUUUCGGACUCUAAAAAGUGUUAUGAAGAUUCAGGGUGCAAUAAGUCAGUGUAUUAUAUGUGGGACUGGCAGGAUGGUGUUAAAGAAGAUGAAAGUCCUCUGUCCUCUCAUUCUUCGUGCUCCGAUUCGUCGCCUAACGGAGGGAAUCUGCAAGAAGCAAAACGAGGCAGGCCAAGAGCUGAUUAUAUUUCGAACUUAAUAGUUGAAGGUUCUACGUCACAUAGUUCCAUCAAGUGUCGGUAUUGCAAACGAGUGUUUCCACGAGAGAAAUCUCUGCAAGCCCACCUUCGUACUCAUACAGGGGAGCGACCGUAUAUUUGUGACUAUCCUGGUUGCUCUAAGGCUUUCACUCAAAGUGGACAGCUUAAAACACACCAAAGGCUACAUACGGGUGAGAAGCCAUUCAUUUGCUCCAUAGAUGGGUGUGGGAUGCGUUUUACUCAUGCUAAUCGACGAUGCCCUGACCACCCACAAAGCUAUCUACGUCGCAGUGAUGAUUUUGUUUUGAGGCCGGUCACGUUAAAUCCUGAACAGUCAAAGGAAGUCAUACGUUGGCUAGAAAGGUACAAACAUGAAAGAGAAGAAAAGACACCAGCAAAAAAAAAGUGUAAGAGCAAAGGAAUUGAAAACAACAACACUCCUGAAAGUUUUGUUACCAAAUCAAAAAUUCGAAAAAUUCUUAUAAAUGAAAUUUGUAGACAAGAAAACUUGUGCAAAUCAUCAAGUUUCAGUUGGCAUCGCUCGGAGGCUCUGUCUUCUGACGUGGACUCGGAUGGUGCAGGCUUAUCAUCACCAGAGUCAUGGAAAUGCAAGCCCAGAGAGUACAAACUCGAGCAACCCAAGAAGCGAUGGCUGCGAGAAGCAAGUCGGGACCAAUCCCUGUGGGACGACAAACAACUGGCUGAACCGUUGGUGUGGUCAGACAAAGAUGAUGUUGCCAACCAAACAAGACCUACUGUGCUAAUGCUUGCCAACAAGGAAGCUGACCAACAGAUAUGCCCUUCUGCAGAAAAUGAUGAUGGUUUGAAGUGGAUGGGGGCUAUGGCGUUGAUGCAGCUAGCCAAAUCAAAAAGUGAAUAUUAUGAGUUUGACAAACCUCCGUCAAAUACCUCACAACCACAAUACACACAGCUUUAAAACAUUUGUAAUCAAUCACUUUGUUUGGUUAUAAAACUGUGUAAUUUAACCAUAGUAUUACUUGAAAAAUUUUAAUUCUUAAAAGUAAAAUGAUCUACUUACUUACCAUCUGCUUUGUUUAACAAAGUGCAACACUAUAAAAAAUCCAUGUAGGCUGUUGGUUUUUGGUUGUAAAAUGGGUAUGCAUUGCUUAUGUUACAAACUGUGAAUCCUUUAAUGUGGCAUAUGUGUUCUCAAUGUUGGCUAUCCUAAAUUGUAAAUUGCAAAUUGCUAAAUCUUUCAUAAAAAUAUAUUAUAUUUCAGAGAUGAAUAUUUUAUAUUUGUUUGAUUUGUGCAAGAUUAGAACUGAAAAAUCAUUUUAUUAUUUUAACUCACAUUUUUGUUGUAAUUAUGAUUUACUCUCAACAUGUCAUAAAAUUUUAUGUACAUUUAUUAAUUUUUCCUCAAUGAGGAUUAGCAUCCUGCUGGCCACCAUACCCAUAUUACAUCCUACCAUUUUGAGAUGAACGCCAACUAUGUAUAUUUUAUGUGUGACUGCUAAAUCUUUCAUUCAUUGAGUACUAGGUUUUUAAUACAGACAGUGUGUAAAUGAUCAGCCAUUCG
This is a messenger RNA of Bacillus rossius redtenbacheri, 2130 nucleotides long. Its product is annotated as zinc finger X-linked protein ZXDB-like. The transcript is spliced from 5 exons. Gene Ontology annotation, molecular function: DNA-binding transcription factor activity, RNA polymerase II-specific; RNA polymerase II cis-regulatory region sequence-specific DNA binding. Lineage: Eukaryota; Metazoa; Arthropoda; Insecta; Phasmatodea; Bacillidae. Bases 355 to 1527 code for a protein of 390 amino acids. The record is from RefSeq and is a predicted model, not a curated record. Gene Ontology annotation, biological process: regulation of transcription by RNA polymerase II. Gene Ontology annotation, cellular component: nucleus.